Messenger RNA from Phytophthora nicotianae INRA-310, 3557 nucleotides. RefSeq lists its product as hypothetical. Gene Ontology annotation, molecular function: guanyl-nucleotide exchange factor activity. The transcript has 4 exons. The record is from RefSeq and is a predicted model, not a curated record. NCBI's taxonomy places the organism in Eukaryota, Oomycota, Peronosporomycetes, Peronosporales, Peronosporaceae. The coding region runs from base 204 to 3347 and encodes 1047 amino acids. Gene Ontology annotation, biological process: small GTPase-mediated signal transduction.
ACAGCUGCUGGGCCUAAGAAUACGCGUGGGUCGUGGUUCGGUGUCUUGGUGGCAGUCCGCUACGUUCGAAUGCUCCAGAGUAAAAGACGUUGUCAGUGUGUAAACGGCCUCAAUAUCAGACACCCAGAAGACCAGCAGUGCCUGCCCUAUACUGCUAGGCACUGCAGUCGACUCCCUAUUGCUUAUAUCGCGCCUCGACAGCGAUGGAUCCGACGGCUUCGUCGUCCAAGAUGGACGAGAUCAUCGAGGUCAUCAAAGAAGGCAGCGUCGCCGUCCGUGGACACUUUAUGUGGCGAGAUCGCUAUGUUCUUAUAAAGCCAGGGGAGAUGAUUAUCCAUCGACGAAGAGAAGGAUCGAUUAAAGCCAAGAUCGAUCUACUCGAUCCCAACAUCAAGCUCACAUUUCUUGGCGGACAGUCAUUGCUUACAAUUUCUAUGCAUGGUCGAGAUAUCGUGUUUGACUUUCGCUCGACCGUCACGCGUGACGAGUGGAUCAGUGCCAUUGUGAGUGCUCAGGAACUUCCAGGCUCUGAUGAGGAGUGCGACGAGAACGGAACAGAACUUCUCUAUAGUGAUGAAACAGACGAUCACAAGCGUAGCUCUAUGACAAGCUUGGGGACUGAAAAGAGCGAUCUAUUGGAAGAAGAAGGCGAAGGCUACAAUGACGCUUUGCUUGCCUUGCAAAGUGUACGAGAUUCUGUCAUGCAGUGUCAUUUAUCAAUGGGAGCAGCUGAAGUCGAUACAUUUAUUACUCCUCGUGACAAUCCUGCGAUUCCAGCGUUCACAAAAACAGCGCCUUCACUUCGACGAGUUCAAAGUGCGAAGCGCAGCGAGGAGGAGUUACGACAGAAGCGGCUUCGAUCUCUCUUGACAAUGAUCGAAAGCACGCCGCAUGGUGGACGUGUGGUACUGUUACAUCUCGGAGUAGUAGCGUCUGCAGGCAUCACAGUCGGUGAUAUGUUGCUUGCACUUGGAGAGAAGCAAAGGGACAACCCACGUCGCGGUUCCUUCACACCACGCACUCUCAGCACACAGAAACACAACGUCGCAUCAUUUGUUCGGGAUAUCCUAUUCCACCCUAUUUAUUCAAAGCGCGAGGAGGUUAAUACUGAGGUUGUUCAAGGUCUCAUCGACUUGUUCUUCCCUCAUUGUCGCUUGAGGAGAUUUAGCGAUGACACGGAAUGGCAACAGGCUCAACCAGUACCAGUAAACACAUCCAGAGUCCCAACAAAAAGUGAAAAUGAUGCUGAUGUUACCACAACAAUACAAGCUACCCCCACCACUCCAAAUCCAUCAAGGCCACUGCAGAGAAGAAAGCGACGCAAUCACUCCUUCCCGAACUUAACUGGUAUCUCUCAACUCGCUAAGAACAAAGGUUUAUUGCCAACAUCAACAGACGACAACGACAGAUCCUUCAGCUCAAGGAAAUGUGAAGAGGGGGGAGGAACCCAACGUCUACGAGAUAACUUGUCGGUGCUGUUUGCUCCUUUGACUCCGUCUCCAGGUCCUGGAGGAGGAAGAGAGCCUCCAAUCCCUCUUUUGAGUCCCACUACACUGUUCGACUCGACUUGCGAGGAGCUUGACUUAAUUUGUGAAGAAGUUCCGCUUCCAGUACCCUUGCGAAGUUUGCUGUGGGAAAUGUCGUGCUCCGAGAUGGCAGGACAACUCACGAUUUUUCACCAUUCCCAACUCACUAACGUGUAUCCCUGGGAAUUUUUACAUCAUCCUAAGCAAGCGGCUAAGGAGCUGACAGAUCAUUUCAAUCGAUUGGUGGCGUAUUUCGUUUGGUCAGUGCUGGUCGAGGACUCCCCCAAGGAGCGUGCUGAAGUCAUUGAGGACAUCAUCUCCAUCGCUAUGGCUGCCAGUGCACCACCGCUGAAUAAUUUCCACUUGGUGAUGGCCUGUGUAGGCUGUCUCGGUGACACCCCACUCAUGUCUUCGCGGAUGCCAACAACGUGGAAAAAAGUCCGCGCCAAGUACAAAACUCGACUCGGAGAGCUUCGACGACUGUGUGAUCAUACUGGUGGCUUCGAGAACUUGCGACGCAACCAGAGCGUUGAAAGUGCUCGCCCUGUGCUGUCCAGUGAUGUUUCAACUGCUUCAGUUAUCCCCUUCAUCGGCGUUAUUGGAGUCAUGCUUGAACGAUUACGAUCAACUAGCUACUUCACUGCGAAGAAGAUGCUAGAUCUGGACAAGCUGGAACGGCAGUACAUGGUGUUAAAUGUACUUGAAAACGCACUACUCAAGCCAGCCCCGCGACCUAGUCGAGCACCGCAGCGUGGGAAGGCUGCUCCAACUGAAACUGCGACUCAAAUGACCACACGCAUGCAGCAAUUCUUUCAGAAUCUGAAGAUGGACUUUGCCACGUCUCGACUGCAUCAGCUUCGGUCACAGCAAAUUCUGGCGAAUGAAACUAGUGCAACGAGCUCCGCUUCGACGUCUUUUGUACUGACGGCGACUGUGAACGGGAGCAACAGAGGAGGCGUCCCGCUAACAGCAAGUCUAGCAACUAGUAGUUCACAUGGCUCUAUUGGUCCGAGUGAAGAUUCUGGGCUGCCAUUCGUGUCGUUCCGAGAUAUAUGCGUCCUAUUGGUGUCAGUUCCGGACACGCGCGAGCGGAUACAAAUGGCGCUUGAAGCGUUGUUUGUUGAUGGACGCCAGCCUGCUACGCAGUUCCUACGCAAGUUCUGGCUCGACUUUAAGCUGAACGUCUGGAUAUCGGGUAUCGGUCCUACUCUGCAGAGUGUGCGGCUCUGUGUGUCUGCUUUGUGUCAGGAGGUUAUGACGCACAAGAUCACUGAGCUCAUGCAGAUCAGCGGGUUGGACGAGAACUCGAGUGAUCUGCAUGACAUGGUGUACGUGAAGAGCGUGGUGAUGACUGUGCAGCCUAUUUAUCUGAAAAUCGUAUCGAAAGUCAAACGAAACUUCAUCAAGGAGGACGCCCAUGCGUCCGCUCGAUUGCUGAAGAGCACACCUCAGGUUGUCGUGGACACUAGCAAACCGACGAUGCCAUGGAGCAGUUGUAGCUCCAGCUCUCCUGUCGAGCUGCUGGACCUCGUGUGCCAGUUGGUAGCGCUGCCUCGAGCAAGCACAACUACAGCAGCCGUUGCUGCAACCGACCACCAGCUCGCAGCCGUGGAGUUGCUAGGAGCACUUCAGCACCAAGGACGCCACACGUUCCUCGCCACGAACCCGGUAAGCAGCCUGUAUCUGAUGAAGCAGAUCCUGGAUCCAAAGUACUUUCCUCUCGCUCGACGACAGGCGCUCGACGUGUUCGUCGCUGCGGUCACUUGGCUGCGAAAGGAGCAGCGAGACUCCUCCGACAAGCCCCAAGGCGCGUUGGUAUAGCACGAAGCUUCCAGCGAUGGUACGCCGAUGCAGACAACGCCAGAGUGACGACAGCCUAGCACCAGGCCCCAUUACCACUACCAAGAACAGUUAAGCAUUCGGUGGCGAGCUGCGCGCCGUCGGUUGCAUUUUUCCUAUAAGGCCACUCUCCGCCACUGAAAAUUCGGAGAUGGUCAGAAUGUAUUAUCACCCGAAACUUGUAUCAUCGCC